UUCUCUCUUUUAUUCUCUUUUCUGUACAUGAUCGCGAUUAUUGUUGAAAAAUUUUCUCUUCUCUCAUUCUCUCAGAAAACUUUUCACCAUUUAUCCUGUAUUGUAUCCUCAAUGGCAGGUGGAGAAAAAUUACUCGAAUAAAAAUUGUAAUUGUUUCAGAAUAAAACGAUGUCUGAAAAGUGGUAGAGUACUCUACUCUACUCUAAAUAAAUAUAUAAAUAUAUAUUUAACAAUUUGCUAAUUGGGUAAGAGUGUAGUAAUUGAAGUUUCUUCACGAGAUGACCCACGCGAUGAUCUGAUAUCAAGUUUUCAACGUCGACGUAGCGAUUACACCACUGAUAUUGCGUAAAACUAUUUUUCGAGCGUCACAAGGCGACAAACAAACGAUAGCACUUAAUGACCUUUCCGCCAUCCGGUGCAUCUUAAUAUUUCUUGGAUUUUGCAAAUAAUUAUAAGAGUUUGAAAUAUAUAGUAAAGUGUAUGCAGUUCUUCCCCUUCUUCUUCCCCUUAUUCCGUUUGUCUUUUCAAGGUUAAUCCAAUCAAAAGGAGAAACGUACAAUUUUUUAUAUUUUACAAUUUAGAGGCACCUGCUAGGAGAAUUUCGACUUUAUAUUUUUAUCUAUUGCUUUUUACUAUGUUAGGCUAUUAUUAUUUAGCGUGUUAUAGCAGGCAGUUUCCUCCGUUUAAAAAGAUUGAAAGUUUUUGUGAAAAAUAAAAUUUUCACAUGAGGAUAAAGAACGAGAACGUUUGUUCCAACUUUGCAAGUUUUCUUGAUAUUAAGCCCUUAUUGAUUGAUUUUCUUUCUGUUUAGUUGUUCUCGGUUUUGAUGAGAUUCCAGAAUGGAAUAUGCACGGCUUCAUAGCGAGAAUCUCAAGUUGGCAAAUCGGCAGAAUAUCGUUUCUUUUAUCGCCCGGUGAUAGUAAUGACGACUAAUGUCCAUUAGCAUGGCUCGACGGUUUUAAUCUCAGUCUCCGCGUGUCCGUCAUCCGUUCCGUCGACACCGCGACCGUUCUCUCUGGUAGAUGAUUGAAAAUGGGUAUCCUCAAGUUUUACAAGACUCCUGGACUGAAGGCUGGUCAGCUUAAGAGCAAACUACAGAAAGUGUCGCAAAUUGAAGCCUCGGUGACCGAUCUUGAAACUGAGUUGUGUUAUUACAUCGAAACGACUGAUCCGCUCUUGGAGGAAGAAAUUAAAAUAUUAAAAUGGAUCUUGACACCUCCGUUGGAAAGAAAAGAAAAAUGCUUGCAAAGUGGCAGUGUCUUUAAUGAAAAUGAAGACGGUGCUGUUGUCAUUGAAAUAGGACCCCGAUUGAAUUUCUCGACAGCGUUUUCUACCAAUGCAGUUUCUAUAUGCAAAUCUGUCAAUUUGGACAAGGUAACGAGAAUAGAAGUAGCUAUCAGAUAUCGCAUCAAGCAUAAUAGAACCCUCAACAAACAAGUAGAGAAUGCUAUCGUAGAUGUAUUGGGGGAUAGAAUGACAGAAUCUAGAUACGUAAAACACAUUGAAACAUUCGAUCAUGGCUUCAGGCCAGAGAAAUGGUUUGAAGUUGACAUAAUUGGAAAAGGGAGAAAAGCUUUGGAAGAAGUCAAUUUAAAAUUGGGUUUGGCGUUCGACGAUUGGGAUCUAGAUUUCUAUACGGAAUUAUUUUUGCGAAAGUUGAAGCGAAAUCCGACCAGCGUGGAAUGUUUUGACCUUGCUCAAUCCAACAGUGAACACAGUCGUCAUUGGUUUUUUAAGGGGCGCAUCGUUUUGGACGGCAAGGAGCAAGAACGAUCCUUAAUCGAUAUGGUCGUAGACACGCAGAAUUACUCGAAUCCAAACAACGUGAUUAAAUUCAGCGAUAACAGCAGCGCGAUCGAAGGGUUUCACGUUCCCGUCCUGCGUCCCACGAAAUCUUAUAAAUGCAGUAAUUUCCAUCAAGAAAACGUCAGGCAGCACCUUAUCUUUACGGCGGAAACGCAUAACUUUCCAACCGGCGUGGCACCAUUUAGUGGCGCGACGACUGGUACCGGAGGUCGACUAAGAGACAUUCAAGGAAUCGGCAGAGGAGGAAACUACAUAGCGGGCACCGCGGGUUACAGCGUCGGGAAUCUUCAUAUUCCAGGCUAUGAUUUGCCAUGGGAGGAGAAGGAUGCGGUUUAUCCCAACAAUAUGGCAUUGCCGUUGGAAAUAAUAAUCGAAGCGAGCAAUGGUGCUUCCGAUUACGGGAACAAAUUUGGGGAACCCGUCGUGUCUGGCUUCGCGCGUUCUUACGGGGCAAUUGAUAAUUCCGGAGUUAGACGAGAAUGGAUCAAGCCCAUAAUGUUUAGUGGAGGAUUAGGAACUAUGGAUGCGAAUCUGGCUAAUAAGAUUCCAGCGGCACGAGGUAUGAGCGUGGUCAAGAUCGGUGGACCGGUCUAUCGAAUUGGCGUGGGUGGCGGUUCAGCGAGCUCCGUGGAGGUCCAGGGUGAUAACAGUUCGGAGCUGGAUUUCGGCGCUGUGCAACGUGGCGAUGCCGAGAUGGAGCAAAAAUUGAACCGCGUGAUACGCGCGUGCACGGAAAUGGGCGACGAUAAUCCUAUUCUUAGCAUUCACGAUCAGGGUGCCGGUGGUAACGGUAACGUUCUCAAGGAAUUGGUAGAGCCCGCUGGUGCCGUGAUCUUCACGAAGAGCUUCGACCUCGGUGAUCCCAGUAUUAGCACAUUGGAGCUCUGGGGAGCGGAGUACCAGGAAAGUGAUGCAAUCUUGUGUAGAUCAGAAGACGGCGAUUUGCUCAGGAGUAUAGCUGCGCGCGAGAAAUGUCCGAUCGACUUCGUUGGUACUGUCACCGGCAAUGGAAAGAUCAUCGUUUCCGAGGAGGAGAACUGCGACAUUUCAAAGUAUCUUGAUAACGAGGAUGAAAACCUAGACAGGAACAAGCAUCCGGUGAAUCUCGAGUUGGAAGUUAUUCUUGGGAAAAUGCCUCGUAAAAUCUUCAAUAUGGAUAAGGUGGCGCCGCAGAGGUUUCCGUUGAAGCUACCCUAUGGAUUAACAGUGCUUGGUGCUUUGGAUAGAGUUCUUCGAUUACCUUCGGUGGCUAGCAAACGGUACCUCACGAACAAAGUGGACCGUUGCGUCACGGGUUUGGUGGCUCAGCAGCAGUGCGUUGGUCCACUGCAUACUCCUCUAGCGGAUGUCGCCGUGACGGGCAUUUCGCAUUUUUCUGUGGAGGGCAUCGCAACUUCUAUCGGCGAACAACCGAUCAAGGGACUGGUGAACGAUGCGGCGGGCGCGCGUAUGACUGUAGCCGAAGCCCUCAGUAAUUUGGUGUUCGCGAGAAUCUCCAGCUUACGGGAUGUCAAAUGCAGCGGUAAUUGGAUGUGGCCAGCAAAACUUCCAGGCGAGGGUGCAGCGCUCUAUGAAGCUUGCUCGGCAAUGUGCACGCUGAUGAAAGAACUCGGAAUCGCAGUCGAUGGUGGCAAGGACUCCCUCAGCAUGGCCGCGCGUAUUGACAAGGACGUCGUCAAGGCACCCGGUACUCUCGUCAUAUCCUGCUACGCGCCAUGUCCCGACAUUCGCCGAGUGAUCACGCCAGACCUCAAAGCACCCACCAUGGGACGGCAAGGUUGCCUGUUGUUCGUCGAUCUAUCCUGCGGGAAGAGCCGGCUCGGUGGAACAGCAUUGUCUCAGGUUUACAAUCAACUGGGCGAGAGAGACGACGUACCGGACGUCGAAGACGCGCAAAUCCUCAGUUGCGCAUUUGAUGCUACGCAACAGCUGAUUGCCAAUAAGAUGGUCCUUGCUGGCCACGAUGUGAGCGAUGGCGGGCUGAUCACGUGUCUUCUAGAGAUGUGCUUCGCCGGCAUGUCCGGGAUAAACGUCAACGUAACUCACAGACUUGCGUCUGCCGUCGAUGUGUUGUUUUCCGAAGAAGUCGGCUGGGUACUGGAGGUCGAUGAGGAAUACCGCGAUGAAGCGAUACGAGUGUUCCAGCAUUUCAAGGCUCCUGUGUACGCGAUCGGUAAAUCGAUAGGUCUUGGAAUGAACUCGGAAGUCAUUGUCAAGGUGCACGACGAGCUCGUACUGAGCACCAAGGUAAUAGAUUCAAUGAAUAUUUGGGAAGAGACCAGCUAUCAACUGGAACGUCAUCAGAUGAAUGUUACGUGCGCUAUGGAGGAGUUUUCCAACCUUCGGGAACGAACCGUACCCGCCUAUCGUUUAAGUUUCGAUCCCGCUAGACCCUCGAUACCAAAAGAUCUGCAGGGACGCGUCAAAGUCGCCGUGAUAAGAGAGGAGGGUAUCAAUGGAGACAGAGAGAUGGCCUCUUCUCUACUCGAAGCCGGCUUUGAUGUCUGGGAUGUUACGAUGCAAGACUUACUGGAAAACCAUAUUACUCUGGAGAUGUUUAGAGGCGUUAUCUUCCCCGGUGGAUUCAGCUACGCGGACGUCUGCGGCUCUGCUAAGGGAUGGGCGGCCAGCUUCCUCUUUCAUCCGUCCUUGCGCAAGCAGUUGCAGCAAUUCGUUGCUCGGGAGGAUACUUUUAGCUUGGGUGUUUGCAACGGCUGUCAACUGAUGAGUCUGCUAGGCUGGGUAGGAGACGAGAACGUCGAGAGCGGACCAGGGAUUCACUUGGACCACAAUAUCUCGGAGAGAUUCGAGUGUAGAUGGAGCACUGUAAAGAUCGAAAAAUCGCCGUCAAUUAUGCUACGAGGAAUGGAGGGUAGCGUGCUAGGUGUAUGGGUGGCUCACGGCGAGGGCAGGUUCACUUUCCACGACGAGGUUCUGGAAACUCUCAGGAGAAAUAAUUGCUUACCAAUCAGAUUCACAGAUGAUUAUGGCAAUCCAACGGAGCAGUAUCCAAUGAAUCCGAACGGCAGUGUAAGUGGUAUCGCCGGUGUUUGUUCGAAAAACGGUCGACACUUGGCGAUGAUGCCGCAUCCGGAAAGAUGCACACAAAUGUGGCAGUGGCCUUGGACACCAGCACAGUGGAAUAUUCAAACUUCACCAUGGCAGCGAUUGUUUGACAAUGCAUAUACUUGGUGCCAAGAGCGCAAGCAAGAAUAAACUUACCGAAUUCAACAAUGUAUAUGUUUCAUUUAUAAAGGAUUGUAUUACACAACACACUCACACACACAAAAGAUUUAUAAUAUUUUAAUCUCUUAUUUAGAUUAUUUUCUAUUGAAAAGGAUGUAGUAAAUCUUAUUGCCUUUUGUAUUUUUUUUUCUUCUAAUCAUUAUUCAGAGUGCAAUUUCCGCGAUUGUACUAGAUGUUGAUACGAUAUACGCCCAGAAAUUUUUGAAAUAAAACUUGUUUGAUUCACUGUUAAAUCACAUUGCCCUAAAAUAUAACAGGUCGCUUGU
Messenger RNA from Ooceraea biroi (clonal raider ant), 5318 nucleotides. RefSeq names its product phosphoribosylformylglycinamidine synthase (gene Pfas). The record is from RefSeq and is a predicted model, not a curated record. NCBI's taxonomy places the organism in Eukaryota, Metazoa, Arthropoda, Insecta, Hymenoptera, Formicidae. Gene Ontology annotation, molecular function: phosphoribosylformylglycinamidine synthase activity. Gene Ontology annotation, biological process: 'de novo' IMP biosynthetic process. Gene Ontology annotation, cellular component: cytoplasm.